GUUAUGCCAAAAGCCGGGUUUUGCCCCUUCCUUUAUCCACAGCCUGUCACUCAGUGGAAUUACAUCUUUCCCAUUUAAAAUAGGGACACAAUCCACCCGUCACAACUUGGGGAGCUGCAUGGGUGGGUGGCAGUGGUUUGCGGUCACUGGGACUCACAAUAACCAGACUGCACUGUGCACCACUGCCCGGCUUACUUCCACAUCUACUUCCAGUAAGUUAAUUCUACACUACUGUCAUAGCAUAUUUUGUCACAGAGCUUUAUUCAGAGUGGUGCAUUGACACUCAUAACGAUGACGAUUUAUUCACAUACAACGAUGCGGUUACUGCUAUCCCACCAGGGUAGUUCACUUGUGAAGUACGGUUAUGUCCUUCUGUUAAGACACAUACAGGAAUGGAAGAAUGGCGAAGAUCUGACUUUGACGGCCGGAACAUAAACUACUGCCUAAUAAAGUUUUAUGGCCAGUUGCAUAUUUUUUACAAUAACCCAUAUUCUUCAGUGCACCUUCCGAGCUCAGCUCAACGCGACCCAGCCCCCAUGCGCGCACUGUCAGCGCCGGCCAAUCAGAGAGCGCCUUCCUCCUCCACGAGACGAAGGGAGCCGAACCCCUUCGUUCGUUUCCGCCACCGGAGCCCCGAUGGCUGAUAUCGGGGCCGAGUCUCUUCGGCAGCUUCCGGAAACCCGGAAGGGAAACAGCCGAGCGCCUUCUGUUACCUCCGGCGCGGUGGGCUGCCGAAAGAAGGGCUGAGUGCACGAAGCGAUCCUCAGCCGGUAUGGGGCUAUUCUCGCGAGCUCUCCGCGCGGCCCGAAGCUGCCCGGCAAUCGCACUGUCUGCCUGCAGCUACCAAGCGGUGUCCGGCAGAGGCAGCGCGGCGGCAGUACGUCCGCAGCAGUCGCGGCGUGGGCUGAGCGCCCGGCCUCGCUUAGACGAACUGUUUGCCAUCCCCUCCUUAAGCCGCCUCCUGGAGGCGCGGGUGAAGGGCGAGGCCGGGACGAUGCUGGCGGCGCGGAUCCAGCGGCUGCGUGACAAGGAACGGGAGCUGCGAGACACGCGGGAGCUGGCACUACAAGAUGAGAGUGAAGAUCUGCGGAAGCUUGCAGAAAGGGAAAUCGUUUCCUGUGAAGAAGAGAUAGCUGAACUGAAACACCAGAUAGUAUUGCUUUUGAUUCCUUCAGAAGAAACAAACAGUGAUCUUGUCAUGGAAGUAACUGCUGGAGUUGGAGGACAAGAAGCGAUGCUGUUCACUUCAGAGAUAUUUGAUAUGUAUCGACGAUACGCUGCCUAUAAAAAGUGGAAAUUUGAAAUAUUAGAAUAUUUUCCCAGUGAAAUAGGUGGCCUAAGACACGCAGUUGCCAGUAUAGCAGGCCUUGAUGCUUACAAGUACAUGAAAUUUGAAGGAGGAGUGCAUCGUGUUCAGCGGGUGCCAAAGACAGAAAAACAAGGGCGCAUUCACACCAGCACAAUGACUGUUGCAAUAUUACCCCAACCCACUGAGAUGGAGCUGAAAAUUAAUCCAAAAGAUUUGCGAAUAGAAACGAAGAGAGCCAGUGGAGCUGGAGGGCAGCAUGUCAAUACCACAGACAGUGCUGUAAGGAUAGUUCAUAUUCCAACAGGGGUAGCAUCUGAAUGUCAGCAAGAAAGAUCUCAAAUUAGAAACAAAGAGAAGGCUAUGCAAAUGCUUUGUGCUAAACUAUACAACAUCAAACUGGAAGAAGAAACCAAAAAGAGAAACAGUGUUCGAAAGAUUCAAAUUGGAACUAAAGGAAGAUCGGAGAAGAUCAGAACAUACAACUUUCCACAGGACCGGAUUACUGACCACAGGAUAAGCAGAUCAGUGCAUCAUACUGAGUGCUUCAUGUUAGGGGAAGAAAUGCUAGAUGAAAUGAUACAAACUCUGAAGGAAUACGCUGAUUAUGAAUCUUUAUUGGAAAUUAUUUCAGGACAUGAAAAAUGAGUCUUGCUCUUUGUCAAGCCACAUCUACAGGUAUAGAUACUCGCCUGCAAAAGAACUCCUUGGAGCACCAUUCAGAGAACAGAACUGCUUUCAGAUAAUGAAAGCUGGUUUCCUCAUGGCUGAUAAACAGUAUUCUUACUUGUUGAGUAAAACACCUUGAUGCUGCUGCAGUGUGCUUGAAGUAAAUUUGACUGGGCCAGAUGUAACUGCAGUUUUUAACUUCUCCACUGAGAAGAUACUGAUACACCACUCUCAAAAGGUAUGCAUUAAAAAUGAGUUUUCUCUAGUCCCAAGUCUUGUUCAAACAGUAGUUUCAACAUCACCGCAGUGUCAAAUAGCUUAGUCAAGAUAACAAAAAAAAAAAUCCUAUUUUGUUUAGUAAUACAAAGAAAGUGAUAAAUGAACACACUACUAAUCUGCAGAUUUGUUAAUGACUUAUACGUGGUAUGGGAAAGGGAGUUCUUAUAAAUCAAGCAGAAAGAAUUGUAUAGGAAUAUUCCUUGUUCCAGGAAGAGUUCUAGAAGAAAAGUCACUAGUUUUGUGAAUUCUUUUUAAAAAGAAUGUUUCUGUUCUUGUGUCAGAACAACAAAAAAAAAAACAACAACAAAAUUAAGUGGCUGUCUUGAAGGCUGAUACAAUUUCAGUCUCUAUUUCUAUACAGUUUAUCUUUUGUUUUUAAUUGGAUCUGCAUUUUACUGAUAUAUUUUUUUUUCCUCUGAAGUUUACAUAAUAUAAGUGACUGCUCACUGUUUUAAACUGUUCAGUUUAACAGCAUCUUAAAACAUUUGUACAAAGCAUAAGAACUGCCUUUUUCAUCUACUAAUAUAGGUACACAUUCCUAUCUGAGGUUAAAUAAGACUGCAUUUUACAGUCUUAAGUAUUUGUGGUAAUACAAAACUUGCUGCCUCCAUGCUAUGUUAGCCCAUCAUUCAUUGUAGAUAUAUGUGUGUAUACACACACAGAAUGUAUUCAAAGUACCAGUAAAUAAGAAAUGAGAACCUAAGGAAAAUAUUACCAUGAAUACAGUUGUUUACUUUGAGACCUAUUAGCAUAAGAAAUUAGAGUAAGAAAGAAAUAAAUGCAGGAGUUUGCUACAGUUAGCUUACAGAAACAUGGCUAAGCAUGCUAUAUAACAUUUGACAAGGAAUGAAAAACCAAAACUGAUCAUUAUCGGUUUAUCAUAUCAAAGUAUAGCUUAAGUUGGAGGGGACCUUAAAGAUUGUCUAGCUCCAACCCCCUGCCAUGGCAGUGUUGCCAGCCACUAGACCAAGCUGCCCAGGGUCCCAUCCCACCUGGCCUUGAACCCCUCCAAAGAUGGGGUAUCCAGAACCUUUCUGGGCAACCCAUUCCAGCUUGUCACCAUCCUCUGAGUGAAAAACUUCUUCCUAACAUCUAACCUAAAUGAACCUUCAUUUAGUUUAAAGCCAUUCCUCCUUGUCCUAUCGCUAUCAGACCAUGUAAAAUGUCAGUCCAUGUCCUGCUUGUAAGCUUUCUUCAAGUACUGGAGAGCCACAGUAAGAUCUCCCUAAGCCUACUCCAAGCUAAACAAGCUCAACUCCUUCGACCUUUCUUCAUAAGAGAGGUGCUCCAGCCCUUUGUUUGUCUUCAUGGCCUCCUCUGGACCUGCUCUGACAGCUCUAUAUCCUUCCUGUGGUGGGAGCCACAGGCUUGUAUAAGUACUCCAGAUGGAGCCUCACAAGGGCAGAGUAGAGGGAGACAAUUGCCGCUCUUUCCGUGCUGGCCAUCCAUCUAUUGAUGCAGCUGGCUUUCCGAGCUCCAAGAACACACUGCUGUCUCAUGUACUGCUUUUCGUCCAUCAGAAUCCCCAAAUCUUCCGCAGAGCUGCUUUUGAGUUUGUCUCCCAGUCUGUUCUUAUAUCUGGGAUUGCCUCAACCCAAGCAAAACAACUUGCACUUGGCCUUGUUGAACAUCAUCAGAUUCUUGAGUGCCGGCUUUAUGUGCGUGUCCAGGUCGCUCUGGAUGGUGUCCCUCCCUUCUGUUGUUUCAACUGUGCCACUCAGCUUGCUGUCAUCUGUGAACUUGCUGAGAGUACACUCAAUCCCACUGUGUUAUUCAUUUCAUUUUAAGAUUGCUGUUUGAACGGAUGCAUUUCAAAAACAAGUACUGACUCAGUAUCUUUACCAGCUUUGUUUUAUAGCAAAUACAGCGUGGUAAGAAAGACCAAGUUCCAAAUAUUCAAAUUAAAAUUGUAUAUAUUACCUGAAGAUGUUGAAGUGCCUGUGUAUAUUAGGCGAGGUACACAUUUCCUGUUGGUAAGUGUGAGACCUUACCCAUCUAGAUUUACCAGCAGAUCUACUGGCACACUCUUUGUAUGUGAAAUAUUUAGAGAUUGAUUGGAGCAGCAUCUAAGACUGAAGUCUUUAUUCCUACCACAUCAGUGCUGCAAACAGAGCCAUUGUCGCACUCUUCCUGAUUUAAAGCCAGGUUAUAUUCUACCAGAUGAUUAAACGAGUUUGAGAUUCCUUCUCUCUAGUGUUGUAUUUUCUGAGGUGCGUAACGGACAUCAGCCUAACUUAGCUCUGGGACUACUGCAUGAACCCCAUGAGUGUUAAGGUCUUUGCCACCAUAAGGUCUCCUUUCAUAUCCCAUCUGGGGUAUUGUUGGUCCAGCCCUGCCAGGCCCACAGUCUCCCUGCUUUUGUCUGUCUCCUAAGCAGAUACUGGGUGCUUCAUUGCUUGGCCAGGGGCUAGCGUGGGAAAAGUCAGAAACCCAAGGACCCUGUGAUUUUGGCAGAUGGCUGACAGGCUUAAGGCUGCAGGGUGACCUCAUUGCAGCCUUUCGGUACCUACAUGGAGCCUACAAACAGGAGGGGAA
Phasianus colchicus (ring-necked pheasant) is the source of this 4789-nucleotide messenger RNA. It is a transcript of the gene MTRF1L, whose product is annotated as mitochondrial translation release factor 1 like. Gene Ontology annotation, molecular function: translation release factor activity. The record is from RefSeq and is a predicted model, not a curated record. Gene Ontology annotation, biological process: mitochondrial translational termination. Lineage: Eukaryota; Metazoa; Chordata; Aves; Galliformes; Phasianidae. Gene Ontology annotation, cellular component: mitochondrion.